Messenger RNA from Molossus molossus (Pallas's mastiff bat), 2553 nucleotides. It is a transcript of the gene ZBTB5, whose product is annotated as zinc finger and BTB domain containing 5. The record is from RefSeq and is a predicted model, not a curated record. Bases 245 to 2275 code for a protein of 676 amino acids. The transcript has 2 exons. Gene Ontology annotation, cellular component: nucleus. Gene Ontology annotation, molecular function: protein binding; RNA polymerase II cis-regulatory region sequence-specific DNA binding; DNA-binding transcription factor activity, RNA polymerase II-specific. Gene Ontology annotation, biological process: regulation of transcription by RNA polymerase II. Lineage: Eukaryota; Metazoa; Chordata; Mammalia; Chiroptera; Molossidae.
AUUGCGUCACUUCCGUUUACUGUCGGCCGCCGCCGCGGUGUUCUCAGACUAAGGCGGCGAAAGGGCUGAAAGGGCUGGGGGACGAGAGGCGGGGUGGACGAAGAGGGUGGGCGGAAGGGGGAGGAAAUCCCAUCACGGAGACGCCAGCCUGUACGUUCCCGCCUCCUCUGACACUGUCGAGUCGGAUCGGAGAAGGGUCACUGCCUUCUCCAGCGAGCAGGGGGGCGGAGCCCGGCUCAGGAUCAUGGAUUUUCCUGGACACUUUGAACAGAUCUUCCAGCAACUGAACUACCAAAGACUUCAUGGCCAGCUCUGUGAUUGUGUCAUUGUAGUGGGGAACAGACAUUUUAAAGCCCACCGCUCCGUACUGGCAGCCUGCAGCACGCAUUUUCGAGCCUUGUUCUCAGUGGCAGAGGGAGAUCAGACUAUGAACAUGAUCCAGCUAGAUAGUGAGGUAGUGACAGCAGAGGCCUUUGCCGCACUGAUUGACAUGAUGUAUACCUCCACCCUCAUGCUGGGGGAGAGCAAUGUUAUGGAUGUUUUAUUGGCAGCCUCUCACCUGCAUUUGAACUCUGUUGUUAAGGCAUGUAAACAUUACUUAACGACGAGGACGCUGCCCAUGUCUCCCCCCAGUGAGCGUGUACAGGAACAGAGCGCCCGCAUGCAGCGCUUCUUUAUGCUGCAGCAGCUGGGACUAAGCAUCGUGAGCUCAGCCCUCAAUUCCAACCAGAGUGGCGAGGAGCAACCGGCCCCCAUGAGCUCAUCCAUGCGUAGUAACCUGGACCAGCGGACGCCUUUCCCCAUGAGACGCCUUCAUAAGCGCAAGCAGUCUGCAGAGGAAAGGGCCAGACAGCGCCUUCGACCUGCCAUGGAUGAGUCUGCCAUUUCCAAUGUUACACCGGAGAACGGGCCUUCAGGGGUUCAUUCUCGAGAGGAAUUCUUCUCACCAGAUUCUCUGAAAAUUGUGGAUAACCCUAAGGCCGAUGGAAUGACUGACAACCAAGAAGACAAUGCCAUCAUCUUUGACCAGUCUUUCGGUGCUCAAGAAGAUGCCCAGGUGCCCAGCCAGUCUGACAAUAGUACUGGCAACAUGGCACAGUUGUCCAUGGCUUCUCGUGCAACUCAGGUUGAGACUAGUUUUGAGCAGGAAGCUGCAACUGAAAAAAGUGGUUUUCAGUGUGAAAAUCCUGAGGUUGGCCUUGGUGAGAAGGAACACAUGAGAGUGGUGGUUAAAUCUGAGCCCUUGAGCUCUCCUGAGCCUCAGGAUGAAGUAAGCGAUGUGACCUCACAAGCAGAAGGCAGCGAAUCUGUUGAAGUGGAAGGAGUUACAGUCAGUGCUGAGAAAAUAGACCUCAGCCCUGAAAGCAGUGAUCGGAGUUUUUCAGAUCCCCAGUCUAGCACUGACAGGGUAGGUGACAUCCAUAUUUUGGAAGUCACAAAUAACUUAGAUCAUAAGUCCACUUUUAGCAUUUCAAAUUUUCUUAACAAGAGUAGAGGAAGUAACUUUAGUGCAAAUCAGACCAAUGAUGAUAAUAUUCCAAACACCACUAGUGACUGCAGGCUAGAGUGUGAGGCCCCUUAUUUGUUGAGUCCAGAGGCUGGGCCUGCGGGUGGGCCCUCCUCGGCAGCUGGCUCUCAUGUGGAAAACCCAUUCAAUGAGCCUGCAGACUCCCACUUUGCUAGGCCUAUGCAGGAAGCCAUGGGCCUGCCAUGUGUGCAGACUUCAGGCUAUCAAGGAGAACAGUUUGGGAUGGAUUUUUCCAGGUCUGGUUUGGGCCUCCACUCCUCCUUCUCCAGGGUAAUGAUGGGUUCCUCAAGAGGAAAGGCCAGUAACUUUCCAUACUACCGCCGUAUAGCUCCCAAAAUGCCAAUUGUAACUUCUGUCAGGAGUUCACAGAUCCCAGAAAACUCUGCCAGUUCCCAACUAAUGAUGAAUGGGGCCACAUCCUCAUUUGAAAAUGGGCAUCCUUCCCAGCCUGGUCCUCCACAGUUGACCAGGGCAUCUGCUGAUGUCUUGUCCAAAUGCAAGAAGGCCUUAUCAGAGCACAACGUCUUGGUUGUUGAGGGAGCUCGCAAGUAUGCCUGCAAAAUCUGCUGCAAGACUUUUCUGACCUUGACAGAUUGUAAGAAGCACAUCCGUGUUCAUACAGGUGAAAAACCCUACGCCUGCCUGAAGUGCGGCAAGAGGUUCAGUCAGUCCAGCCACCUGUACAAACAUUCUAAGACUACCUGCCUGCGCUGGCAGAGCAGCAGUCUUCCCAGCACUUUGCUCUAACCCUGACCUCUUGAGAUAAUGCUGAUGCCAGUUGUAAGACAGAAACUAAAAUCUCUUGGCUGAAGGCUAAUGUCCUUGGGUUUGAGGCUUCAGGCAGCCUGAUGGCUCUUGCAAAUUUUUGAUGACUCAGUGGAGAACUAGUAUGUGUAGCACUAGUCCUGCUGCAUAUCUGAGUGAAAUGCACGCUUGCAGAGAGGGAUGCGGUCCCCUAACCAUGUUCUUCCUUAGGGCUGAGUAAUGCAGUCAGAAAGUAGUUUAUAAUUGAUGUUAAAAGUGGC